Messenger RNA from Saccostrea echinata, 2523 nucleotides. RefSeq names its product beta-arrestin-1-like. The record is from RefSeq and is a predicted model, not a curated record. NCBI's taxonomy places the organism in Eukaryota, Metazoa, Mollusca, Bivalvia, Ostreida, Ostreidae. Bases 182 to 1423 code for a protein of 413 amino acids. Gene Ontology annotation, cellular component: cytoplasm. The transcript is spliced from 13 exons. Gene Ontology annotation, biological process: G protein-coupled receptor internalization; signal transduction. Gene Ontology annotation, molecular function: G protein-coupled receptor binding.
CUUAAGUAAUGGCAUCUGAGAAAUUGUGUUAAUAAUUAGCUCAGAUGGCAUUAUCUUGACUUACUUGAUAAUCAACAACUUUUGAUUUGAUUGAAUCUAGAAUCCACUAUUUAUUGUGCAUUUUUUGGCUUGGGCUGCUUUUUGAUUCCCAGUUGGCUAUUUUUUGUGAAACUAUUAAGACAUGCCCAAAGAAGAAAACAAGGAUUCUUUAGACGUCUGUAGAAUUUUCAAGAAGAGUAGCUUGAAUGGAAAAGUUACAGUUUUUCUUGGAAAGAGGGAUUUUCUGGACUACUUGACCCACGUCGAUCCCAUUGAUGGCGUAGUUUUAGUGGACCCAGAAUGUGUUAAAGACCAGAAGAAGGUAUUUGUUCAAGUUCUCGGGGCGUUUCGAUACGGCAGAGAAGACCUGGAUAUCAUUGGUCUAUCCUUUCGGAAGGAUUUAUUUAUCGCCACCAUACAGGUGUAUCCGCCAGUUGUGGAACAGCAGAAGCCACUGACGCCAUUGCAAGAGCGGUUACUAUCCAUACUAGGACCCAAUGCAUAUCCUUUCUUCUUCGAGAUUCCCCCAAACACUCCAAGUUCCGUCACGUUACAGCAAACACCUGGAGAGGAUGGUAAGCCGUGUGGUGUUGACUACCAAUUGAAAACACACCUUGCAGAAAGCCUGGAUGACAAACCAGAAAGACUAACGACAGUAAGGAUGGCCAUACGUAAACUGACCUACGCUCCUAGCGAUGUAAGAGCCCCUCCACCGAAGGCUGAACUUAACAAAAAUGGGAUCAAGCUGGAGGCCUCGUUGUUGAAGGAAAAAUACUACCACGGAGAAAGUGUUGACGUACAUAUCACGAUAGACAAUACUUCAAAUAAAACCAUCAAAAAGAUCAAACUGUCUGUUGUGCAAAAGACCAUGGUAACCCUACAUGUAUUGUGUGAAGAAGAACAAGAACUAAAAAUCCCGGACCAAAACUUUCAAGAAGGAUUCCCUAUCAGGGCUGGUCAGACGGGAUUUUGUAGGAUGUACCAUCUCACACCAUUAAUAGAGAACAAUAGAGACAAGAGAGGCCUAGCCCUGGACGGCAAACUGAAGCACGAAGAUACAAACCUAGCGUGCUCAACUAAGAUGUCAGAGAAUCUGCAGAAGGAGAAUUCUGGGAUUAUUGUGGCCUACAAGGUUGUCAUCAAGCUUGUUCUGGGAUUUGGCUCUUCUGACGUAGUUUUAGAGCUGCCUUUCACAUUGACCCACCCAAUUCCAGAUCAUCCCUCUAGAACAAGUAGCUUCCGAAGUUCUGUGGCAGACGAUACACUUAUUCCUAGUGAAGACAUGAUGGAGGACGAUUUAGUGUUUCAGGAGUUUAACAGGGCACCAAUCGCCGAGCCUGAGAAUUUUAAGGAUACAGUUCCCCAAGAGAAUAGCGAUGAAUAAAGAUACAAUUAUCGACGACAUUCACCAAGAAAAGAAUGAUGAAUAAAUAUAUGAUUAUCGACAACAUUCACUGACAUUCGGAAUUCUCCUUGUCUGUCUGCUAUAUUUGUUGUAUUUAACAGUAAAAUUAUGAACCAUUGUCAAAAUAUUUUGCAGAAUGUAGUUGUGCUCUGUUUUUUGAUUUUCUGCAAUCAUCAAUUAGAAAAAUACUGUGAAUAAUGAGACAACAUAUCAACAUGUUUUUCUAUUUUCCUCUCCUCAGUUAUUUCCAAAAACAACAGCUUCUAGCUAGGGUUUCUCCAUCCUCAUGGGAAAACAUAGGGUUUUUAAUUUUUUUUGUGUGCAAAAUCUUUCAUUUAUAUAACUUCAUCCCGAUAGAAAUACAUGAAAUAUGGAGAUAACGAACAGUAUUCAAAGUCAAAGUCUAUUACAACAAUACAAAUCGGGAGCAGAGCAAAUACGGACCUCUAAAAACAUCAGAGGUGAGAUCAGGUACCAUCAGGAGUGAGCAUCCGCCGUGUGCUCCUUGUCAUGAUCGGGAAAUAACGGAAAAAUCCGUCGACAAUUCAGUGUGUAAAUAAUGGCCUAACAAUUGAUAUGAAAAACGUCAGUCAGCAUAUGACUUAAUGAUAGAUUGUUUUUGCUGACAAGGUCAUUGUAUCGACCAUAGAACUUACGAAAUGAUGACUUUGAUAUUCUUGUUUCGUCAACUUGUUUGUCAAUAACUUACCUCGUUUUAGAAAUUGUUCAUACGUAGAGCAUGCUCUCUCGUAUCGAAUCAACCGAGAGAUAUACAUGUCAUAUGCAGGUGAUAAGGGUAAAAGUUAAAGUCAUCACGUUUAUCAUAAAGUUUUGUUGUUAAAUUACCAUUAACGUCUUUUUUCUAGUAAAAUAUCCAAAUAUGAAACAGAUGUGUCAGACUCUGUGGUAUCUUUUAUUUAAAUCUCACUGGGAUAUAUCGUGUCGACAUAUAAAUGGAAAUAACUAUUGUUAAUUGAUAAUGCAUCUUUUGGAGGAAUGUUUUUCAAUUAGUGAAAAAAAAAUGGUUUUGUAAAAGAAAUAGAUUUUUAAAAAAUUCUGUACUUAAUCAAUUAUUUUAU